Ictidomys tridecemlineatus (thirteen-lined ground squirrel) is the source of this 1989-nucleotide messenger RNA. RefSeq names its product putative serine protease 45. NCBI's taxonomy places the organism in Eukaryota, Metazoa, Chordata, Mammalia, Rodentia, Sciuridae. Gene Ontology annotation, molecular function: serine-type endopeptidase activity. Gene Ontology annotation, biological process: proteolysis. The record is from RefSeq and is a predicted model, not a curated record.
CCUAAUUCCCUAGUCAUACUAUUUUUUCUCCCAUCUUGUACUUUUAACAUCUUUCCAGAUGCUCACAUCAACAGUGAUUGUGGAACUCUAUAGUGUAGGCAGAGGUGCCAAGGAUCUGGUCGGGGCCCUCACCAGCCAGGUUCUGUGGGCACUGCCAUACCCUCAGAGCCACUUGGGAUGCUUGCAUGGGCCCGGCCACCCUGGGAUCCGAGGUUGUCUUUGGAGCCGUUGGCUGCGCGCGUGCUGAAGCGCCACCACAAGUCAGAGACGCAUCACAGCACGCGCCAGAGACGCUGUCCUGAGCCAGCCCGCCUGAGCCAACCCUGCAGGCGUCAGGUGGCCCCGGGACUCAUGGCCGCCGGGCAAGGAUCCUUGAGGUCCUGGUUCCUGAGUUGUCACCUGCUGCUGCUGCUUCUGCUACCGCCAAACUCCGGUUUCACAGAUGACAGAACUACACCAGUUUCUGAACUUUGUGGUGAACCCUGGUGGACACAGGAUUCGGACCAGCCCCGCCAUUGGCCCUGGGAGGUGAGCCUCCGGAUAGACAGUGAGCAUGUGUGUGGAGGGUCCCUCAUUGACUCCAAAUGGGUGGUGACUGCUGCCCAUUGCAUCAAAGGCUCCAAAAACUACACAGUGGUACUUGGUACUUCCAAGCUGAACCCAAUGAGAUACGAAAAGGUCAUCUGGAUCCCUGUGAGGGACAUCAUUGUGCACCCCAAGUUCUGGGGUCGAACAUUUGUCGUGGGUGAUAUCGCCCUUCUCCAACUCCUCACUCCCGUCACCUUCAGCAAGUAUGUUCAGCCCAUCUGCCUCCCAGAACCCAACUUUAACCUGAAGAUUGGCACACAGUGCUGGGUGACUGGCUGGGGCCAGGUCAAACAGCGCUUUUUAGCCAACUCCACGCUGACCACAGAGCUGCAGGAGGCCGAGGUGUUCAUCAUGGACAACAAGAGAUGUAACAAGAUUUAUCGCAAGCUCUCCGUUAUCCCCCGAAUUACCCGCCUUGUCCAGGGAGAUCUGGUCUGUGCCACCAACUAUGGGGAUAACUUGUGCUCUGGAGAUUCUGGGGGGCCAUUGGCUUGCGAAGUCCACGGCCGAUGGGUGCUGGCUGGGGUGUUGUCCUGGGAGAAGGCCUGCACCCAAACACGGAAUCCAGGAGUGUUUGCUCGUAUCACCAAAUAUAGCCAAUGGAUCAAGAAGCAACUGAGCCAUGGAACUCUGACUGGUCCUUGCAGCUCCUCCUGGCUCCUAUUCCUGUCCUCGCUGCUGUGGCCUCUGAUGGGCCCCUGACUUCACCCCUUCCUCUGCCUGCUUUGCCUCUGCUGGAUGGCAACAGAUGGGGGGUUGGACCAAGGUCACAUGUCCAUAUUCAAGGGUAGGGAAAGAGUGGCCCCUGGGAAACUGGGUCCUGCUUUGGCAUCCCAACAGGGAAGGGUGUGGUGAAUGACUAAGCCCUGGGUGAGAAAAAGGGGGAGUAUGAUCCAGAGGGUUCUGGAAUCUGGGACAAAGAUAGUAGGGUUUAAAUUUAAUGCAAAGUGAGCUGGUUCUUUUUUCUGUUCCCUGGAGCUUCCCUGGGGGUUGGGAGUAGGUGGGAGGUCAGGGCCUCCUGGAAUUAAUUCUGCCAGGGAGCUCCCAAAUGGGAAGCUGUCUCUCUCCAGUGUUGGAGCAUAGGAAAAGGACCUGGGCCUGCAGCCUCCGUUCUUUCAUCUGUACAGUGGGUAUAUUACUGUAAGGGAGGAGUCAAAACAUGCCUUAUAGGCUGACAGUAGGCAUGAUCCACAGAGAUCACUCUGAACACAGCUUCGUGUUUUCUUUAAACUAAUUGUAAAAGUAUUAUAUGUUUAUCAUAAAAAGCUAGGAAAUACAGUGAAGCCCAGAGAAAGGAAACCUUCCCCAGUCCCACCACACAGAGAUACACAACUCUUCUCAUUUUGAUGUAUUUCCCUCUAUGUUCUUUUCUUAUUAAAAAAAAAUAUUUCAAGCAAUGUA